AUGAAGACACUUAACUGUUACGUGCUUUUAUUUUGCUGGAAAGCAAUCUGUUGCUAUAGCUGUGAACUCACAAAUAUUACUAUUGCAGUGGAAAGAGAAGAAUGUGAACUCUGCAUUACGGUGAAUGCCACGUGGUGCUCAGGAUACUGUUUCACAAGGGAUCCAGUCUACAAAUAUCCACCGGUCUCAUCUGUUCAGCAAAUAUGUACCUUCAAGGAGGUUGUGUAUGAAACAGUGAAGAUCCCUGGCUGCGGUGACCACCCUGAAUCUUUUUACUCAUACCCAGUAGCUACAGCGUGCCACUGUGAGACCUGUGACACUGACAGCACCGACUGCACCGUGAGGGGACUGGGGCCAUCCUACUGCUCCUUUAGUCACAACGGAAGCAAUCAAUGA
Lagopus muta (rock ptarmigan) is the source of this 396-nucleotide messenger RNA. RefSeq names its product follicle stimulating hormone subunit beta (gene FSHB). The record is from RefSeq and is a predicted model, not a curated record. Gene Ontology annotation, molecular function: hormone activity. Lineage: Eukaryota; Metazoa; Chordata; Aves; Galliformes; Phasianidae. Gene Ontology annotation, cellular component: extracellular region; cytoplasm. Gene Ontology annotation, biological process: G protein-coupled receptor signaling pathway.